This is a messenger RNA of Cladocopium goreaui, 4539 nucleotides long. The record is from the annotation of a GenBank genome assembly. NCBI's taxonomy places the organism in Eukaryota, Dinophyceae, Suessiales, Symbiodiniaceae.
AUGGUAGAAACAGCCAUUCAGGGGAGAUUGAAAACUACAAAUGCAGCCAUUCAACAAGACGACCUUGCAUGGUACGUAGGACAGCCGGCCCAGAUCAUGACCUUGCAGAAUCGAUGGAAGUUUUUCAUGAGCCAAAUGAAUUGGUCCCAUGACCAGACCAACCAAUGGCCCUCAGAUGUUUUCUUUUCUCCAGUGGAUGGAAUUUUGCAGAUUGACCAUUACCACGCCGACAGCCACGAGACAGCAAAAAUCCCAGAAACCAUAGAAGACCCCAUUGAAGACCUUGAUGAUUGUGAUGACAGUUCACCACCAUCAACGCAGUAUGCAGUCCUUCCCAAACUUGUGCCUGGUGAAUAUGGAGUUUUGCGAGUUCAUCCAGAUGUGACAGUAGCAAGCCUGAUUGAUCUUUGGAGCCAACCACUCCAGCCGGUCGCUGGAUGGCAACCUCAUCAAGCCAUGCAGAAGCUACGUGAAACUGAGAUGCCGCCAAAAGCAAUCCUGUCACCAAUGCCACUGACACCAGAAAGUCAAGCUCUUCUUGACCAAAUUGACAUGCAGGCCAAAUCGACCAUCCCAAUCCUGCAUCGCAGUAGCACUGACCUGACACUCUAUGACAUUGUGGAAGGUUCAACAUGGAGACAAAUUGUGGAAUGGCACCCAAAACUGAAGACUGCCAAACAGGACAUUUUUGGUGACUUGCAUGAAGCCACGGUUUUCCGCAGCCCAAGUGAAGUCAAUGAUGAAAUAUAUGAGCCUGUGCAGCCAACCAUUGUGGAAAGCCAGUUGAACGCACUGUCAGGUGUCCAUUUUGAACCGCUUGUGCCGUAUAACACAGACAUUCUGGUGUUGCACUGUGAAGGAGAUGAGGAAGCACGCAAUGCAUUCCUUCGAUUUUGGAUGACUGAAGAUCACAUCACAUGGUAUCACCAGGUUGGACGUCAAUGCAACUAUCAACUGAUUGAUGACACCACAUGGCGGUUGAUUUUCAGGCCAAAGCUUCCCAAUCCGGCCAUGCCAUUAAAGGUUUUUGUAGAAGCCCUAGCAUGGAGACUUUGGAAGACUGGUUUUAUGGCAUUGCAAACCAAUACGGGUUAUGAUACCAUCAUCAAAAGAUUGAGCAAAGUUUUGAUUCGAUGCAAUUUCGCACCAUCCACUCCAAUUGCAACUUUUUUGACCAUCUUGCGACAUGUGUAUCAACUGUUUGGACAGGGACAGCCCAGUAUGCUGGCCAGUGGACGACGAUGCACAGAGCCAGCCACCAUUUGGGACCUUUUUGAUAGGCUCCCUAAAUCUGGACCAAUCAUCAUCCAUUUCUCACCACCUAUGUCAGGGGGAGGGCCGAAUGAACGAAAUCCCACUGCCAAACAAGAUUCACUACGAAUUGCACAGGCAGGAGUAGCGAACCUGUUGCUAGAUCUAGGUCUAGACCUUCCAGCAGUCACCACUACCACCACUGCCAUCCUGGACUUUGCAGGUUUGCCAAGGAUUCAUCACUUGCUGCAGACCGACUCUGCCAGUGAAGCAAUCCAACAUUUGCGCCAGAUCUGCACAGAAGCUCAGAUUGAACUUCCCAGGAAGGCCGCCAGCCUCCACCUUGCUGCAGCCAAGACGAAAAAACAAAAGAUGCAGAGAAACAACAAAUUUCACCAAAAUAUUGAUGUCCAACAAUACCAACUUGAAGAAGGAUUUUUUCGAAACGAAGACCAAACACCUGCUAUGUUGCACAGCCAAUUCUCAUGGCAUGCCACAGGAGUCACGCUCAUGUCAACAUCCACAGCACAAGACCUGCUUGCAACGACCACCGAACGUGCGGCCGAUGAGUUAGCGAUCUACGUUGUGGGAGAUUUUGCCAUUCCACCUGCAUUCACUGUCGUGUCCACCAAUGCACCAGCUUUUGAUUCGCAAGGCAGAAGAGUCCUUUUGAAUGGACGACUGAUUCAGCUAGGUCAUAGACACAUCCAGCCCAUGCCACCAACUGAAGUUGAACUUGAUCACUCCAAGAUUCAGAUACUGGCAGUGACACUUUGGAAAACUGAUUUUGACGAAGCCAUGUGGCAGCGACUUUGCCAAGCGCCAGUCAAAACCACACGUGACCUACUAGCCCUUGAAGGCUACCAGGACACGAUGUCCAAACCAUGGGGCAGAUCUUUCAGAGCCAAAGGCCUCCCAGUUGAAGCAUCCAAAGCAGAUUCAAUUCAGUUUCAUGCAGAGUUCCACCGGGGACCUAGACUGCAAUCCCUCUUGAAGAGAUCAGGUUUCAAUCGUAUAUUCAUGAUACCAAAAACCCCUGAGGAAAUAACAGAUGGGGCAUGGAAGGUCAUAUGGCUAGCCAUGUCACCUAGCAUGAUUGAGAGCAAAUCAGCCAACCUCACUGGUGCAGCUGGCCUAGUCAGAGGAUCAAAAUCAGUUGGCCUUCGCAUUGAAGCAGGUGCAUAUCAACAAGCAUGGCUGAAACUUAAGCCAGAUCAGACGCCGCCAGACAACAGGAUGAUGCCGUUGACAUAUCGACUUCAACCUUUUCCAGUGGGCACCACGAAAGAAAUCCUGCAGGAAUGGACAGCCUCCUAUGACUGGACAACAAAGCCACUCAGACCAGUAGGAGCCAAGCAAUGGUUGAUUUGCAGUGAAAAGCCACCUCCGAUCCUGAUGAUGUUCAAUUCUCAGCCGAUACUGACCCAACAGGUGGUCAACAGACCAGCAGCAGCCACAUCGGCCAUUGCAGCCGGCCCUAGGCCGAAACCACCUUCCAAACAUGACCGAAGUGACAACACAAUUUCAGUUUUUAAAACGGGAGAUCCAUACAUGGACCCAUGGAUGAAGCAAAAGCCACACACACCCGCAGUGUCAAAGGAAGCAACCUUGAUGACCGCUGCCACUGCGAAAGCUCCUCAGGAAGCAUCACAGCGACAGCCGGAUGGACCCAUACAAGAGAUGUUUCAGCAACAAGACAACAGAAUCCAAGCCAUUGAAACUGCCAUGACACAACUUCAAGCGACACAACAGCAAAAAGCAACAGACACUGAUGCCAAAUUGACACAAUUGGGUCAGACCUUGUCCCAACACAUGACACUAUCCAGUCAAAAUUUUGACCAAAUCUACACUGAGCAGAAAAGCAUGACACAAUCGAUUGCACAAGCCAUGCAACGCCAAGAUGAUCGCCUAGCCCAAUCCAUGGAUGAGUUGAAAGCCCUCUUUUUGCAAUCAAGAGGAAUCAAGCGACCGCCAGCAGAGUCAGCUGGUGACAUGGAGGAUCAGGAGUCGCAUUUUGGCAUGCUGCUUGCAGCCAAGUGUCAUUGCCUUCCCAAGUUGCCUGAGGAACAUAAGUAUAGCCAUAGAUCCUUUGACCAGUUAAGACAGCCUGACAAGCGAAGACUUGCAGUACCGAUCAUUUUGCCUUUUCGACUGCAUCCGUGCCAUGGCAUUCGAAUAGGUCGCACAUUGACACGCAUAUUGCAGCCAAACGUCAUUGCUUCCCUAAGGUCGCAUUUUGACAUGCUGCUUGCAGCCAAGUGUCAUUGCCUUCCCAAGGCCAUUAAGGCCACCAAAUCCACAACAGCACGAGGCAGCUGUGGGUGGUCUCCUGAUGAACUGAAGAAUUUGCCACCUUGCUGCAUCCGAGACCUCAUGCUUUUGCUUGACCAACACUAUGCGAAAGGUAAUGCAGUAGCUGACCAUGCAGCACAACUGGCACAAACUCGCUUGGCGCGACCACUGACACAUAAGAUGGAUGAAUUGAGAAAACAGCAGUUUUACUUUGAUGAACACCUUCUCUUGCAGCUUCAGAUGCGAGCAGACUUGGCGUGUAUGCGAGCACGACUGAUUAAGGACGAAAUCAACUAUGUGGACCCAGACCGACCUAAGCAGCUAUUAUACGAUUGGAAUCCAGCAGAAGUCCGACAGUUUACAAUCUCAGAUGAUCUCCAAUAUGUAGCACAUGCAAGUAGGUGGGGAACAGGGUACACAGCGAUGCUCAUGGCAUGGACUCAAACUCUACAGUGGCCACUUGAACCUGACACCAAUAAACCACCAACUGGAGUCUCUUGGGUUGAACUUGCAGUAAAUUUUUUGCUUACCACUGGGCGGAGCAUUCCGCUCAACAUCAGAGAAGAAGGACAAUCGAGAUACAAAAAUGAGGAAGAUAACCCUGGCUUUGACAUGAGGGCUCACUGCUUCACACGGAUGGUCAACAGCUUUCGAGAUUCUUUAGCACAUCUACAAUAUCUGGUCCAACAUGAUAUCAUGCCCACGAUGACUCCUCACAAAGUAAAAUCGAUUUGCGUGCUGGGCAGUAAACACUUGAAACAGGGCAUUGCAUACAGACCCAUCAUGCUGAAACAAAGGGAAACUCUGGACGUUUUGAUGAAGUUUCUUCAGCCCACUGAAACAGGUGAGGCUCCGACAUUCCGGAAUCACCCGGACCUGCCAUUUUGUACACCAGUUAUUUUUUCUGAGUUGCCAGAUCCCGCAGACAAUACGUUAGCGGAUCGCAGCAGAAGAUACAAUCAACGCCGACGAGAAAUCCGAAUGACCAGAUCCUGA